This is a messenger RNA of Xiphophorus couchianus (Monterrey platyfish), 1877 nucleotides long. It is a transcript of the gene susd3, whose product is annotated as sushi domain containing 3. Gene Ontology annotation, cellular component: plasma membrane. Bases 551 to 1450 code for a protein of 299 amino acids. NCBI's taxonomy places the organism in Eukaryota, Metazoa, Chordata, Actinopteri, Cyprinodontiformes, Poeciliidae. The transcript has 5 exons. The record is from RefSeq and is a predicted model, not a curated record.
UGAGAUAUCUUUAUAUUUUCAAAUAAUAGAGUAGAGUUCUUGAUCUUUGUGAUGCUCAGUGUUCACUGAUGAACAAAGACGGCAGCUGGUUUUAGCUUAAAGUUAAAAUACACGUUGAUUAAUUAUUUUUUAGGCAGCCUUCAGACGUUGAGGGUGAAGCUCGGGUGAAAUGCAGUUCCAGAAAUGCAGACAAGAAAUGUGUCUUGACUGAUAUUCUGCUCACUCACGCCUUAACCUGACAUAAUCCACAGAGUCUGUUCUACUUUGGUUGACAAGGUCUCGACUGUUCAUCCUCUCGCGCGACAGCAGUUCCGCAGCCGCGCGCCACCCAGUCUGAAGUUCAAGCGAGGCGGAGCGGCUCGCAGGGAGGACGCUGUGGCUGAAGAGUUUUAUCACUCGGAGAAACUGGGGACACUGAAGCUCAAACGCCUCACAAGCAGCGAGUCAUUUAUUUAUUUUGCACCUGAGACAGAGGGGGGUCCAGGAGCGUUGCCUUUACGCGCGUCAAAAAAAGGAGAGCGGAGUGUGAGCGCAUCUGCCUGCUGCCAACAUGUCCGCAGCCACAGCCUCAGUAGCAGAUGUGAGGCUAGAGAAUAAAGAAGACAUCCGUACCCGGAGCAAACCAGGCCGUCAGCAGGCUCAGUGCACACCGAGGCCCCUGCCGGCUGUGGGCACCCACAGGAUCAUUCAGGGCAACGGGACCGAUGUGGGCACAGUCAUUUCCCUGCAGUGCCCAGCUAAACACAAACUGGUGGGCAAAGGUUUGAAGUGUGUCAUGGUCACCAACAGCACCCAAUGGAUGGGCGAGACCUUCUGCCAGCCUGUGGCCCCCUAUGAGGACUAUGGUUUCCGUGUGGCCGUCCUGGCAUCCAUUAUAAGCUCUGGAAUUAUCCUGCUCAUGUCCGUGGCCUUCAUCACCUGCUGUUUGCUUGAAUGCACCGAAGAGGAUAAACAUAAAAAGCAAAGGAGAGAGGGUGAUGAUCUUCCAUGGGAGGGUCAGGACCAGCACCGGGAGGACAGCAGGUCUCCUUACAGUCAUAAAGGCCAGAACAACAACAACAACAACAACGCAGAGGAGAAGAUGCUGCCUUUGUGGGAACCAGUAAACUCAGCCCCGUGUAACACCAUUCCCUGCAGAUGUCAGCAGCAGUACACCCACGGACCCCUUCCACUUUCACUUGCAGCUCUUCCUGGACAGGACUAUGAUCAGCCUCUCUUACCCGAAAACCCGCCGACUCGUCCCCCUGAGUACCUAGGACCUCCUCUCUCUUUCUGUCCUGCUGCCGACUCUAGGCUGGUUCACUUCUCAGCGGCGGGGUCGGGACUGGUGUGGCAGUAUGGAGGGCAACACUGUGAUAUAUCUGAAGUCAACCCAUCAGUCACGAGGAAUACAAACACAAACGGCAAUAUAAUCCCCAAAGAAGUUUCCAUCAGGAUCAUAUCAGUGUGAGAAUGCCUUGCUGACAGAGCCAUUAUGAGAUCUUGGGUGAUGUUCACUCAUGUUUAACACCAUCAGCUCAGAUUUUUAGUGAAAUCAUUUCAGCAUGUAAUGUGAAAAAAAAAAUUAAUCUGGAUGUCAGUGGUGCUGUGGUCGUUUACAAACACUGGGUUCUGAAAGGCAUUCAUCAAAUCAAACUGCUAUGGCACACUGCCCCCUGGUGGAAACUCGGUGCUAAUACGCUUUUAAUACACCUGUCAUGUUGUAAAUGCGAACUCCUGACACUGAAGAUUCUUUUUACCCUUGUGUGUAAGGUUAAAGAUGUGCUUACUGGAAAAAAUGUGUCAACAUACUGGAAUCAGUUUGCAAGUGUUUUGAUUUUUAAUGGAUGCAGCCAACAUGUACAUAAUUCUAAUAAAUUAAAUACUUUUAAGAAGGA